AUGGACUAUGAAACAAGGUACACUCCCUUGGAGAAAACCUGUUGGAGGCUAGUAUGGGCCACAAAGAAACUAAGGCACUAUCUAUUAGCACAUCCGGUAGUCCUGGUUUCUCGUUUAGACCUAAUCAAAUAUCUUUUCGAGAAGCCAACACUUAUCGGAAAGCUGGCUAGAUGGUUGUUAUUGCUAGUAGAGUUUGACCUCAAGUACAUGACAAGGAAAUCAAUGAAAGAAAUGGUUGUGGCAGAAUUCUUGGCAAAUCAUCCUGUGACAGAGGCCGAGGCAGAAGACUUCAUGUUCCCAGAGGAAGACAUCUUAUUUCUCCUUGGCGACACCUGGCAGCUUUAUUUCGAUGGAGCAUCAAUCCAAUGUGGAUAUGGCAUAGGGAUAUUGCUAGUUUUCCCAAACGACUCUCAUAUUCCUCUGUCAUAUAAACUGAGGUUUGAAGUCACCAACAACCAACCUGAGUACGAAGCCUGCAUAGCUGGAAUGGAGGCAGCCAUGGAACUAUGGGCAAAAAGGGUAGAAGUCAUUGGAUGUUCAAACCUAGUGGUGUCUCAACCAAGAGGAGACUAG
Rhododendron vialii is the source of this 573-nucleotide messenger RNA. RefSeq lists its product as uncharacterized. The transcript has a single exon. Bases 1 to 573 code for a protein of 190 amino acids. Gene Ontology annotation, molecular function: nucleic acid binding. The record is from RefSeq and is a predicted model, not a curated record. NCBI's taxonomy places the organism in Eukaryota, Viridiplantae, Streptophyta, Magnoliopsida, Ericales, Ericaceae.